Messenger RNA from Aureobasidium pullulans EXF-150, 915 nucleotides. RefSeq lists its product as uncharacterized. NCBI's taxonomy places the organism in Eukaryota, Fungi, Ascomycota, Dothideomycetes, Dothideales, Saccotheciaceae. The transcript has a single exon. The record is from RefSeq and is a predicted model, not a curated record. The coding region runs from base 1 to 915 and encodes 304 amino acids.
AUGUCUAUCGACAGAUCUUUGCCCAUGGGCGGUUAUUGGCUUCGAGCACUUCCUAAAGCUCCUGACAAGGUCGAAGAAUGCGCCAUCAUGCUCCAGUCAGCCACAAUGGAGAUCCAACCUCGCGCUUUUGUAGACGACAUCAUAGAUUCUUACUGGGGGUACUGUCUGAUGGGCCAGCUUGAAGACCCUGAUCGAAAACUCCUCCGGUUCUACGAGGCUGGGGAAAAGCCCGAUUGGCUGGAUGGAGAUGUUGACGAGAACCCCGACUACCACUACGAGACGGGCUACAGCGAGCAAGGGCUUGACAGACCAGAUGAUCCACUGCAAGACAACACACGUCUGUUGGGCGAUGAGCGCCUCAGCUACGGCCUGUCGCUCAAAGCCCAGAAAAGGGCGGAGCUGAGAGAAAAGCGUCUGCAUGAACUCCAUCUCAAGGCAAGGGCUCAGCCCGAUAACUAUCUGGAUAACGACCACCCCCGCAACAAGAAUCGAAGGCACUUCACCUGGGACCUUGAGAGAGACGGUCCUGUAACAUGUCCUACCGAUUUGGAUCCGACUUGGACUCCAACUAAGCGUAAGGAGGGUCUCGAUCGACGUGAAGCCGAAAUACAACAGCUGUUAAGGGAAUGGGCAGAAGUGGAAGCGGCCAUGGCAGCCGGGACGAGACCGGUGUGUCCGGAGGCAAUGCUAGGGCAACCAGGGCCAUGGGACGAUUGGGACUCUGCUGGAUCCACCUUGACCACCGCUGACAACACCGAGACCACUAAGACCACUAGAGACGCUUCCACCCAAACAUCGGUUUUCGGCCAAGAACAAGCCGCGCCAUCAGAUUUGCAUGCCGCAACCACACCGGCAUUAUCGGAGCAGCUUGUAUUCAGACCAAAGUCACCACUCGUCGGCAAGCCCAUGAUCUGA